This is a messenger RNA of Aspergillus versicolor CBS 583.65, 948 nucleotides long. Its product is annotated as ribosomal RNA processing 1 family protein. Bases 1 to 948 code for a protein of 315 amino acids. Gene Ontology annotation, cellular component: preribosome, small subunit precursor; preribosome, large subunit precursor; nucleus. The record is from RefSeq and is a predicted model, not a curated record. NCBI's taxonomy places the organism in Eukaryota, Fungi, Ascomycota, Eurotiomycetes, Eurotiales, Aspergillaceae. The transcript is spliced from 3 exons. Gene Ontology annotation, biological process: rRNA processing.
AUGACAGACCUUGCGAAAACUCCCUUCGUAAGGGAGCUCGCCUCGAGUGACAAAAAGAUCCGCGACAAAGCCACCGACUCCCUCUCUCUCUUCCUCCGGUCCAAAACCGACCUAUCCCUCCUCGACUUCCUCAAACUCUGGAAAGGCUUGUUCUUCUGCUUCUACCACUCCGACCGCCCCCUCACCCAACAAGCUCUUGCCCGCAACCUCUCCUACACGCUCGUCCCCUCUCUCCCCCAGACAACAGUGCACCGCUUCCUCCGCGCAUUCUGGAUAACCAUCGGCCGCGAAUUCCACGCCAUUGAUCGUCUGCGACUAGACAAGUACCUCUACCUGAUCCGCUCGUACGUCGGCGUUGCAUUCCAGAUCUUCCUCAAGAACAACAACUCAGCAACUGCCAACGGCGCCAGCAAAAAGCGCAAGAGAGAAGAAACCACAGCAUCCAAGAAGCGCUCAAAGUCAAAGUCGAAGUCAAAGAGCAAACAUGCGGAUGAGGACGAGGAGGAAGAGCAGGAGGAUGUGACGAAUUCGAACUGGGCGGAUCUACAAGCUUAUCUAGACAUAAUAACCGAGGGACCUCUGCACCCAUUGAACUUCGAUCCGAGCCAGCCAAAGCCCGAUGAGGAGAACGGUGUUAUUCCGAUGCCACAUGGGCCUGACGGGUUGCGAUACCACUUGCUUGAUAUCUGGAUUGAUGAGAUUGAGAAAGCUAUUGAGAUUGAUCCCGAGAGCGGGAAGCCUGUUGGUGAGGUUCCGAUGGAGAUGCUACUGGCCCCGGUUGAGAGGCUGAAGAAGGAAAGCGCGCACAGGCCUGUUAGGACCAGGGCCGGGGAGACGCUGGAUGAUGAGCGGUUGGUUGAAUGGGGCUUCAAGGAAAAGAAGGCGGACAAGGCUGAUAGUGAGGAUGAGGAGAGUGAGGAGGAGUGGGGUGGGUUUGGGGAUGUUUAG